Molecule: messenger RNA, 453 nt
Organism: Olea europaea var. sylvestris
Lineage: Eukaryota; Viridiplantae; Streptophyta; Magnoliopsida; Lamiales; Oleaceae
Exons: 1
Coding region: 57-311 (84 amino acids)
Source: RefSeq, a predicted model, not a curated record
UGGUACGAUUUCCAAAUUGAAAGAGAGAAAUUAGUGAGUUUAUUUUGAAGUGGAAGAUGUCGGGGGCACAAGGAGCACUGCCGCCGGGUUCGUACACGGCGACCACAUACGAAUCGACUGAAACUGGAGAGAACAAGACGAAGCUCGACGUCCAUUCAAAGGAGGAUGAGGGAGGAAUUCAGAUAGAUAAACUCCAGGACAAGGUCGAGGAUGCAGCAGGUGAAGGCGGCCCUGUUUUUGGCGCAGGCGCCGGCGAGGAGGAGCAGGAGCAGGAGAAAAAGGAUGACUUGGGCGUCACUGGAACUGCCUAGCUAGCUCGCUGUUUCUUGCGUAUAUACAGUUUCUUUUCGUUUUUCCUGUGUUUAUUCAUUAGUUUGUAGCAACUUACUUUUCUUUUUCUUUUUUUUUCUUUUUUUUUUUUUAAUUAUAUAUAACAUCUGAUAUGCUUAUGUA